UCCCACGGUGGCAAGAGAGAAACUGCUCCCGGUUGUAGAUAUUUGCCAACAACUGGAAAAAAUACAUCAAAAAAAACAAUAGCUCAGCAUGGACAGGAUCCAGAACCUAAACCGCGCGGAAACCUUCUCCUACAUCAACCCCUGGAUUAGAUACUUCCUCUUCUUCUUCAGCUUGUUGUUCUGGGUUUUCUCCUUGUUGAUUGUCAUGAUAGGUGUGUAUGCCAAGGUGCAGAAAGCAACAGACACCGUGAGGGACACCUUCCUCAUCGACCCGGCCGUCGUGCUCAUCGCGGUGGGGGUGGUCAUGUUCUUCAUCACCUUUUGCGGCUGCGUCGGAGCUCUGCGGGACAACAUCCGUCUCCUGAGAGCGUUCUCCUUCAGUCUGACCCUGGUCUUCCUCACCCAGCUGUCCAUAGCAGUCCUGGGGUUCUUUUACUCGGAUCAGACGCGCCAUGCUGUGGGGAAAUUUGUGAAGAAGGCCAUAGUACACUACAGAGAUGACUUGGAUCUACAGAACCUGAUGGAUUACAUACAGAAAGAGUUUAAAUGCUGCGGGUGGAACGACUACACCGACUGGUCGUGGAACCUCUACUUCAACUGUACAGAGGGGAACCCGAGCACGGAGCGCUGUGCCGUGCCCUUCUCCUGCUGCACCCCCAUCCCAGGAGAGGCCGUGAUCAACACCAUGUGUGGCUUCGGCGUCCAGGCGCAGAACUCCUUGGAGGCCGAUAGGUCCAUCUACCCCGUCGGCUGUGCAGACAGAGCCGUGGUUUGGAUCGAGUCCCACCUGCUGCUGGUGGGAGCUCUGACCCUGGGUCUAGCCCUCCCCCAGAUCGCGGGCAUUGUGCUGUCCCAGAUCCUGAUCACCCAGAUCCAGGACGAGAUCAGCGCUGUGUUGUGAGGCCCCGCCCCCGGACACCGGGGAGGAAGCGGGAUAAAGGGAGGAGCGCAGACCUGACAGCAACCGGUGACAUCUGUAGAGGAAGUCUUGUUUUCCCCUGUCACCCCCACCGCUAACCGCUUUCAAGUACAAUCUCUCCUUGUUUAUUGUGCUGUUGCCGUGGGGACACCGGAUGGUACGGGUCAUGAGCAGUGGGAAGAAGCUACAACCGUGAGUCCAUAGAGCGGAAGGUGAAAACGUUUGACUUUAUUGAUUUGGUAUUGGUAUUUGGUAUCGAUUGGUUUUCAUUGUAUUUUCAGAACUUAUGUUUUUUUUUACCUGGGAAGUAUUUAAUUGUUCAUGUGAUUUAUUUGAGCGGCACACACUUGUUCUUUUAAGAAAUGUUUUUUUGAAACAUUGUUUUGGGGUUAAUAACAUCCUAGCAUUAUAGUGGACACAGUACAGGUACAUUUAUUUUUGUCAGAGCAUUUUCAUUUAUUGUUUGUGGAAUUCCUGCAAAUAUGUAAAAAAUACUUCUAAAAUGAAUGUCUUACCAUAGCUUUAAGAGGUAUUAAAAAUGCA
Gadus chalcogrammus (walleye pollock) is the source of this 1462-nucleotide messenger RNA. It is a transcript of the gene tspan33b, whose product is annotated as tetraspanin 33b. The record is from RefSeq and is a predicted model, not a curated record. The coding region runs from base 89 to 901 and encodes 270 amino acids. Lineage: Eukaryota; Metazoa; Chordata; Actinopteri; Gadiformes; Gadidae. Gene Ontology annotation, cellular component: membrane. The transcript has 8 exons.